AAUAGGAGAUGAGUUAGUGGCAACAUUUGAGUUAUAACUUGAGUUAACUGUGCAAUGAAAGCAAUCCCUAAGUGGGAUACCAUAGCAGUUGCAAUCUCCUGGAGUGCUUCAGUUGAUAGCCACCUCUGAUCCCCUCCCCCUACCCCAUGCACUUUAAACAGCAGGGGGCUGGCAGCAAUACAUUUUCAAUUAUAAGCCCUCAGUGCUGGAACCUGCUCUCACCUGCUGCCUGCCAAGAGCCUGGAUUUCUUGACUUUCAUGUUUCAAUAACAGGCGUCCAGAGAGAGGGAAAAGGAGAAGGCGCGUACCCAGAGCACGAGCUGCCCAGAGCCCCUGCAAAAGCCAUGCUCUCAAACUCAACCUGAGGAGAAAGCAACCACCCCAAGCCCCACCGCGACAAAGAGGGGAAGGGGAGAAGCCACCCAUUUCCCCCCCCCCCCUUCCCCGUGCGAUGGCUCUGCUGGAAUCCAACAUUAUCUGUAUCACUUGGGAUUCUGCUGCUGCUGAGUGAGUAAUUGCUAUUGCUGCCGCUGUUGCUAAUUCAAACCUGGUGCCAAUUGCUAGUGGAUUUGGUUGUGCAAAUUGCGGGGGAAGCGCUUUUUUUUUUACUUUUGUUUCUUAAUAUAACACUACACGAAGAGGCGAGAUGACAAAGGAAAUGUGAUCCCAGUCGUUGCAGAGGCUCAGGCGAGCGAGCGAGAACCGGAGAGGACGAGGGGGGUGAGCGUGGGACUCUCGGAUAGCAUUGCACAGCGGCUCCAAUUUGUGCAAGCGAAUAUAAUACACCCCCCAUGAAUAAUUCAGGGCGGCCGGCGGGGACCUGCCGCUGCUACUCUACCCGGCAGCUACUGCUGCUGCUACAGCGUGUGCGAACCACCCCGAGCCUGCCCGGGCUGCGCGUCUAGAGGGGAGACCGCGUGCUGGAGCGAGCGGGUCUGGGGCUGACCCCGAGCGGGAGAGGAGCCAGCCCAGGAGGGCGUGUGGGCAGCAGCUCAGAGCGAUCCGGGGCUGGGGAGAACCGAAGCGACUUGCUGCAGUGCUGGGUGUCUCUCUUUAUUGCAUCCCGCCAGCCUGAGUGUCUCCCGGGGGGGGUCCGGCACCAACACCGCCCUCCAUCCCCAUCCCCCAGUCAUGCGGUGGUGGAGCAGGCGUCGGCGGGGGAGGACUGGAGCCGGAGGAGUCUGCUUGGCCACUGUGUUUCAGUGUCUCUGCCUCUCCUAGAGCUGGACUGAGCCGCCAAAGGGGGAAAACAAUAACAAAUUUUUUUUCUCCCCACCCCCACGAGAGGAGCUAACUUGGAAGCCCUUUGCCUCGCCGCCCAGCAGCCCCUCGGGGUCAGAGGGGGGCUUGCCCCGCAGACCCCCCGGCGCUAUUCUCCUGCUGCUGAGGAAAUCGGAGCCGAACCUCCCGCAGCGCUAGGUCCAGUUCACACUGGAUUGGGGAGGGGGGAGGUUACAGGAGUGGCGCCCAUGCACUUGAAGAAGAGCAGAGUCACCAACCACGUUGUAGAAGUGCCGACCCCAGGGGGAACCAGGCAGACUCUGUGUCAGCCAGUGACUAGUUUUGGGGAAUCGAUACAAUUUGUCCAAUGCCGACCAGGAUCGGAAGCUAAGUACGGGUAGGGAAGGCAGACUCCAUUGGCCAGCAGCGAACGGGACAACCGCACCCAGCGCUCCCCACCUCUUCUCGGGGGCGAGGCGCUCCAAGGAUCCGGCUCCCUGCAGCCACCGACUAAUAAUCGAUGCCAAGCGACUUGCAACCCGGCUUCUCCAUGAGUCCCUGCUGCUGAGGCGCUUGCACCCCGCGGCUCGUGCCCCCACCCCACCCCCGGCAGCCAGGCCGCUUGCAAAUGGCUUCGUUUCCCGAGGCGGACUUCCAGCUAUGCCCGCUGUGCAAGGAAAUGUGCGGCUCGCCGGCUCCCAUCUCCUCCAACUCCUCCACCUCCUCCUCCUCCUCGCAGACCUCCAACUCCUCCUCGGCGGGGGGCUCGUCCUGCGCCCCGUCCCGCCGCCUGCACGUCCUGCCCUGCCUGCACGCCUUCUGCCGCCAGUGCCUGGAGGCGCAGCGCCAGCACCCGGGCGCGGGGGACGCGCUCAAGCUGCGCUGCCCCAUCUGCGACCAGAAGGUGGUGAUCUCGGAGCCCUCGGGCAUGGACGCGCUGCCCUCCUCCAACUUCCUCCUCAGCAACCUGCUGGACGUGGUGGUGGUGGCGGCCGCCGCCGCCGAGGAGCAGAAGAACAACGGCCGGGGAGGGGGAGGCGGCGGCGGCAGCAACAACCGGCACCACCACCCCCGCCCGCAGCAGCAGCAGCACCGCGCGGCCGGCAGCGGCUCGUCCCCCGCCGCCGCCGCCUCUGCGGCCGCCCCGUCCCCGUCCUCCUCCGGCGGGGGCGGCUCGGCCUCGCUGCUGCUCCGGCGGCCGCACAGCCGGCAGGGCGAGCCCCGCUGCAGCUCCUGCGACGAGGGCAACGCGGCCAGCUCGCGCUGCCUGGACUGCCAGGAGCACCUGUGCGACAACUGCGUGCGGGCGCACCAGCGCGUCCGCCUCACCAAGGACCACUUCAUCGAGCGCUUCGGCGGGGCGCCGGGCGCCAGCAGCGCCGCCGCUGCCGCCGCCGCCCCCGGGCCGGCCGCCCAGCUCGCCCUCGGCCAGCCCUACCCCGCCGCGCCCUACAGCAUCCUCGCCUCCGUCUUCCCGGACCGGGCCAGCUACUGCCAGCACCACGACGACGAGGUGCUGCAUUUCUACUGUGACACUUGUUCUGUCCCUAUCUGCCGGGAAUGCACCAUGGGACGACAUGUGGGUCAUAGCUUUAUCUACCUCCAAGAUGCCCUCCAGGAUUCCAGAACCCUCACCAUUCAACUGCUAGCAGAUGCUCAGCAAGGACGCCAGGCUAUUCAGCUGAGUAUUGAACAGGCCCAAGCUGUGGCAGAGCAGGUUGAGAUGAAAGCAAAGGUGGUACAGUCUGAAGUCAAAGCUAUGACAUCUCGACAUAAGAAGGCCCUGGAAGAACGGGAGUGUGAGCUGCUGUGGAAGGUGGAAAAGAUUCGUCAAGUCAAAGCCAAGUCCCUUUACCUGCAAGUUGAAAAGUUGCGUCAGAAUCUAAAUAAACUGGACAACACUAUUAGUGCAGUUCAGCAGGUCCUAGAGGAGGGUCGUAGCAUGGAUAUUCUCCUAGCUCGGGAUCGCAUGCUGGCUCAAGUGCAGGAGCUGAAGAAUGUGAGAGGCCUUCUACAGCCGCAGGAGGAUGACAGAGUCAUGUUCACUCCUCCUGACCAGGCUCUGUAUAUGGCCAUUAAAUCAAUGGGGUUUGUCAGCAGUGGGGCUUUUGCUCCUCUAACCAAAGCCACUGGGGAAGGUCUCAAACGUGCACUACAGGGCAAAGCGGCCUCCUUCACAGUGAUAGGCUACGACCAUGAUGGUGAACCACGCCUUUCGGGGGGCGAUAUGAUCUCUGCAGUGGUGAUGGGCCCAGAUGGAAACCUGUUUGGUGCAGAUGUCAAUGAUCAGCAGAAUGGAACCUACCUGGUCAGUUACAGACCACAGCUGGAGGGAGAGCAUCUAGUCUCCGUCAUGAUGUGCAACCAGCACAUAGAGAACAGUCCGUUCAAGGUCAUGGUAAAAUCUGGGCGCAGUUACAUUGGCAUUGGACUACCAGGGCUUUCAUUUGGCAGCGAGGGAGACAACGAUGGCAAGUUGUGUCGCCCCUGGGGAGUUUGCGUAGACAAAGAAGGGUACAUCAUGGUUGCUGAUCGCAGUAAUAACCGCAUUCAGGUGUUUAAGCCCUGUGGCACCUUUCACCACAAAUUUGGCACUUUGGGUUCCAGGCCUGGUCAGUUCGAUCGCCCUGCUGGUGUUGCCUGUGAUAUCUCGCGUAGGAUUGUCGUGGCUGACAAGGAUAAUCAUCGCAUCCAGAUCUUUACAUUUGAUGGGCAGUUCAUUCUGAAAUUCGGGGAAAAGGGAACCAAGAAUGGUCAAUUCAAUUACCCAUGGGAUGUGGCAGUCAAUGCUGAGGGCAAAAUCCUGGUCUCUGACACGAGGAACCAUCGGAUUCAACUGUUUGGACCUGAUGGUGUGUUUCUGAAUAAAUAUGGCUUUGAAGGGGCACUCUGGAAGCACUUUGAUUCUCCAAGAGGUGUAACUUUCAAUCAUGAAGGUCAUCUGGUAGUGACAGAUUUCAACAACCAUCGCCUCCUGGUCAUCCAUCCAGAUUGCCAGUCAGCACGCUUCCUUGGGUCAGAAGGCACCAGCAACGGCCAGUUCCUGCGCCCACAAGGCGUGGCUGUGGAUCAAGAGGGGCGCAUCAUUGUGGCUGAUUCUAGGAACCACCGAGUGCAGAUAUUUGAGUCAAAUGGUAGUUUUUUAUGCAAAUUUGGCACUCAGGGAAGUGGUUUUGGUCAGAUGGACCGACCUUCAGGUAUAGCUGUCACCCCUGAUGGCAUGAUUGUUGUGGUUGACUUCGGAAACAAUCGAAUUCUCAUCUUCUAAUCUGUGUUAUCUGAAUUAGGAAGAAACUGUCUCAGGGAAAUUCUUUUUAAGAGAACGAAAAAAUACAACGUUAAUUCAAACCUACCUCAUCUUUAAUUUUUUACAGAUGAAUGUACUUAUCUUUUCUGCGGGGAGUGAUCCUGUAAAGUUAUAAAUUCUAUCUACCUCAUUAUCUUUGUGUUCUCCUCCUCUUCCCCCCUACCCCCUCCCUCCCCCAGCAGUAAGUUUUACCUCUUCCCCACAUGGGGCAUCAUGCACAAACAUGUGUUGCUGUGCACAUUAGGUGGUUGCGUGAUACAU
This is a messenger RNA of Mauremys mutica (yellowpond turtle), 4789 nucleotides long. It is a transcript of the gene TRIM71, whose product is annotated as tripartite motif containing 71. Gene Ontology annotation, molecular function: zinc ion binding; ubiquitin protein ligase activity; protein binding. Gene Ontology annotation, biological process: protein polyubiquitination; proteasome-mediated ubiquitin-dependent protein catabolic process. Lineage: Eukaryota; Metazoa; Chordata; Testudines; Geoemydidae. The record is from RefSeq and is a predicted model, not a curated record. The coding region runs from base 1850 to 4489 and encodes 879 amino acids. The transcript has 5 exons.